Molecule: messenger RNA, 1056 nt
Organism: Metarhizium acridum CQMa 102
Lineage: Eukaryota; Fungi; Ascomycota; Sordariomycetes; Hypocreales; Clavicipitaceae
Biological process (GO): regulation of glycogen biosynthetic process
Cellular component (GO): protein phosphatase type 1 complex
Molecular function (GO): protein phosphatase 1 binding; glycogen binding
Source: RefSeq, a predicted model, not a curated record
AUGCCAUAUACGCAUCCCAAUUCUCAAUUGACGCUGGAUACGAAGGGAGCGAUUACAGCUCACGACCAUGAUGACGGAGGUAACUAUGUGGGAAGACGAGACCCGGUACUUAACGUGCCGACUUGCAGCCGAGUACGACCCUUGCUCGAAUCGAGCGCAACCACUGCAAAGACACAUGCGGCGAAAAAGGUUGUGCGAUUCAAAGAGGAGCUUGAAAAUGUUAGACUUUUCCGCAAGAUGGACCAUCCUCGGGCUGUGGGCCAGCUUCCUCCGGGCAACCGAUGCCUCCCCGGCAAACGACUCACGGCAACCCUGCAGGAUGCCUCAUCGGUGUUCGUCCUGAGUACCGGCGGGGGUGACUCAAACCUGAGAUGCUCUGCAACUUCGAGAAGCCCCGAGACCAAUGUAUACCUGGAAAAAGUGCGCCUUUUGGGCGAUGCAACGGCAGUAGUUGGGGUUGUAAACGUGAAGAACUUGGCCUUUGAGGAACACGUUACCUGUCGCUUUACACUGGACAAUUGGACAACCCAAUCCGAGGUAGCUGCCGACUACCUCGAGUCCAUCGGAUCGCCAGACGUGGGCGCAGACAGAGACUCAUUCCGCUUCUCCAUACCUAUAUGGGAUUAUAGCCACCUGGGAAGCAACAGGUUGGAAUUCUGUAUUCGCUAUCGUGUAAUUGACCUGGAAUUUUGGGAUAACAACAAUUUUACCGACUUUAUGGUAUCUUUCGAGGUCGAAAGUCAUGACGAUCCUGUCAAGGCUCUGGCGAAUAGUACAGAUGCUCCCGGGGAGACGCACACAGACACACGCAGGGGAAGGGAAGAUGCUUCGGCGAUUGCCGGAUCGUCAGACAUGGCCCUCCGCUGUAACUCUGCCGAACCUGUACGAGUUGGCGCCUUGCGUCGCCGAUACAAUCUUUCUGGAAUGCCGUCUACGAUGCCUCGGCCAGACAUGACCAAGAAAAGGAACCGUGUUGUGGCUGUAAUGAGAACGGGCCCAAGUGUGGGUGGAAGGCGGGCAAUUCAUCAGGAAACGGGGCCGUCAGUUAUCAAGUGA